Octodon degus (degu) is the source of this 2934-nucleotide messenger RNA. It is a transcript of the gene Pomt2, whose product is annotated as protein O-mannosyltransferase 2. Bases 240 to 2597 code for a protein of 785 amino acids. Gene Ontology annotation, molecular function: dolichyl-phosphate-mannose-protein mannosyltransferase activity. The record is from RefSeq and is a predicted model, not a curated record. Lineage: Eukaryota; Metazoa; Chordata; Mammalia; Rodentia; Octodontidae. The transcript has 20 exons. Gene Ontology annotation, biological process: protein O-linked glycosylation via mannose. Gene Ontology annotation, cellular component: membrane; endoplasmic reticulum.
UUCCCCGCUUGCAUCUCGCACACCUGGCGACCCCUCUUCCAGCCAGGAAGGUUCGCGCCCGCUCGGCAGUCGCCGGAGAUCGAGGCCCAGUUAAACUCUCCCGAGUCAGACCACGGCCCAGACCGCAGGAAGCGAGGGGCGGUGGCGUAGGAUGGGCCUGGCCGCCCCGCCCCCGCGCGCGGUGCCGCCGGGAGUUGCAGUUCCCUGAGCCGGCCCUCUCGGCCUCCCGCUCUCCCGCCAUGCUCUGCGCCUCCGGCCGCCUCCUAGCCGCCCGGGCGGCGACCUCGCUCCCCGCCCCGCCCCGAGGCCGGGGCCCGGCGGGCCGCCACCCGCGCCGGGAACUACAUUUCCCAGGGCAGCCCGGGCCGCCCCCUGGGGACUCCCUGGCUGGGCAGCAGACGAGACAGAGCGCCUCUCCGCACCGGAGGGUCAUUCUGAGGUGGGGGAGAAUGCCGCCGGCCGUAGGCAGAGGCCUGGCCGGGGCGGAGCUGCGGCUCCGGAGGAGCCGCUGUGGGCCCCGGGCUGGUCGGGCUGUGGGCCGGGACGGGGCCAUCCAGGCUGCAGCGCGAAGCCCGAAACGGCCGAGUCCGGGCUCGCGGCGUUUCGAGGGGACAGGCCGGCAGGCACUGCUGGUCCUGGUAACGCUGCUGUCCUUCGCCACUCGCUUCCACCGUCUGGACCAGCCACCUCACAUCUGUUGGGAUGAGACUCACUUUGGAAAAAUGGGAAGUUACUAUAUCAACCGCACCUUUUUCUUUGACGUGCACCCACCUCUGGGAAAGCUCUGUGCAUUCCUUGGAUCCUGCCUGGUUCCCUUUGCUUACCUCAUUGUAUUGGAUCUGUCCAAGUCCCUUCCAGCAGCACUGGUGACUGCCGCCCUUCUCACCUUUGACACAGGCUGCCUCACUCUGUCGCAGUACAUCCUUCUCGACCCCAUCCUGAUGUUCUUCAUCUUGGCUGCCAUGCUGAGCAUGGUCAAGUACAACUCUUGCGCCAACAGGCCUUUCUCUGCCCCCUGGUGGUUUUGGCUCAGCCUGACUGGCAUCAGUCUUGCUGGUGCUUUAGGGGUCAAGUUUGUCGGCCUCUUUAUCAUCCUCCAAGUGGGGUUGAACACGAUUGCAGACCUGUGGCACCUGUUUGGAGACCUCAGUCUUUCACUGGUCACUAUGGGAAAACACCUGAUUGCUCGCAUCCUGUGUCUCAUAGUACUGCCUCUGGCACUCUACAUGGCCAUUUUUGCUGUUCAUAUCAUGGUGCUGAGUAAAAGUGGUCCUGGUGAUGGUUUCUUCAGUUCUGCCUUCCAGGCCCGACUUUCAGGAAACAACCUUCACAAUGCUUCCAUCCCCGAACAUCUGGCUUAUGGCUCUGUGAUCACAGUGAAGAACCUCCGGAUGGCCAUUGGCUACCUGCACUCCCAUAGACACCUCUACCCCGAAGGCAUUGGUGCCCGUCAACAACAGGUCACCACGUAUUUGCACAAGGACUACAACAACCUGUGGAUCAUCAAGAAGCAUAAUACAAACUCAGAUCCCCUGGAUCCUUCGUUCCCAGUGGAGUUUGUGAGACACGGAGACAUCAUUCGACUAGAACACAAAGAGACUUCUCGGAACUUGCACAGUCAUUACCAUGAAGCCCCUCUGACCCGAAAACACUUUCAGGUCACCGGCUAUGGCAUAAAUGGGACAGGAGACUCAAAUGAUUUCUGGCGGAUUGAGGUUGUAAACAGAAAAUUUGGGAACCGGAUCAAAGUGCUAAGAAGUCGAAUUCGCCUCAUCCAUAUGGUUACAGGUUGUGUCCUUGGUUCCUCAGGAAAAAUUCUGCCCAAGUGGGGCUGGGAGCAGUUGGAAGUUACUUGUACUCCAUACCUGAAACAAACACUCAACUCCAUCUGGAAUGUGGAGGACCAUAUCAAUCCCAAGUUGCCAAACAUCAGUCUGGAUGUGCUGCAGCCCAGUUUUCCUGAAAUCUUGCUGGAGUCCCACAUGGUCAUGAUCCGGGGGAAUAAUGGCCUUAAGCCCAAGGACAAUGACUUCACAUCCAAACCCUGGCACUGGCCAAUCAACUACCAGGGCCUGCGCUUCUCGGGGGCCAAUGGCACUGACUUCCGAGUCUACCUGCUCGGCAACCCGGUGGUUUGGUGGUUGAACCUGGUGAGCAUUGCGCUCUACCUCGUCUCAGGAGGUGUUGCUGCCAUCGCCAUGCAGAGAGGCGCACAGCUGUCCACAGAAGUGGAAGGGUUGACCCGGAUCCUGCUGCAAGGAGGUGGCCAGGUGCUGCUGGGCUGGAUGCUACAUUACUUCCCGUUCUUCCUGAUGGGCCGGAUCCUCUACUUCCACCACUACUUCCCGGCCAUGCUCUUCUCCAGCAUGCUGACAGGUAUUCUGUGGGACACGCUCUUGCGGCUCUGUGCUGGGAGCCUGGCCUCCACUUCCCUGGCCAGGGGCAUACAUGCAGUGGGAAUCCUGAGCCUGCUCCUGGGAACUGCCUACAGCUUCUACCUCUUUCACCCCCUGGCUUAUGGGAUGAUUGGUCCUCUGGCCCAGGACCCCAAAAGUCCAAUGGCAGGACUAAGGUGGCUGGAAUCGUGGGAAUUUUGAGACUACUACAGAGACCCCCCACCCAGGUCCAGGAAUUGCCUGGGAUAGCCAGCUCUGCAGCUUCUGGAACCUGAAGAAUUCUGCCGCUGCUAGCACUAGGCUCCAGGAGCAAAUCUGGAUUUGACCCAGCAAUACAGAGCCAAGGCUCUGUCUGCAACACCUCCAGAGAUUCUCUCUACCUGGUUCCCCAGGUGUGCAACCCAGGAGAACACGAGUGUGCGAGAGGGUGGCUGAGAGUGUGGGAGAGUAUAUGAGGUUACCAUUGUCAAUCUCUUCGGACUACAGACCUUGUGACUGACUGUAAAUGGCCAAGUGUCAUAAACACUAAGAAACAGUA